AUGCUGUUUGCUUUUCUCAGGCAGAAUAAUAUUCGGAGGGCCACGAGCGUGUUGCGUCUUUAUAUGACUGAUAUGAAUCGAUUUUACCCCAUUGGACCGUUAUUUGCUGAUGGUGUUUUCAAAAACGCAGAUACUCUGCAGUACAUGGGUGGUGAAGUGUUUGCCCUGUACGAGUGGAAUGCAGGACAAGGGCGUGUUGUGCUCGCACACCUCACUGAGCAACUGGAUGAAAUAAAUACUGCGCUGAGGAAUUGGGAUGCAGUCGACAAGAAAGUUACAACGCCUUGCACUUCCACCAGCAAAGAGGGAACCGCAUCCGACGGUGCCUGCAGCACUCCUACGCCCGCGGAUGGACUGGUCGGAUAUUUGUCCAACGAGGGUGAGAGGGAUUGCUGGGUGAACGAAUAUCUCGCGGCGAGUGCCACGGUGGUUGGGACGGCAACGAAGGUUGAGGGCGGUGCGACGUUUGAGGGGCCUGGGGUGUGGGCAGAGUGGCCUGUGGGUAAUCGGUGGCGAGAUCAACGAUUCCACAUUGUGAAGAAGAAGUUCACUCUUUUGGUGACGGUGACGAUUGGGACGGCUCCUGCGGGCAGCGGCAGCGCCCUUAUGGUCGCUGUGGGUGGCGCUGGGAGUGUGAGGAUGGUGGGACUGUCAGUCACGGCGGAGAAUAAGCGGGAGGCGACGUUUGACGGUGAGGCGGGAGAAGUGCAGCACGGGAACUGCGGGCUCAAGAGAACGUACCGGGUGGCAUUCGUGCUCCACAACGGCAUGGGCACCGUGUGCGUGGGUGGCAAAACUUUGGGGAGCUCAGCAACGACAGUUACACGUGGGGCGCAGUUGCUCGACGUCUCAUGCUUCUACGUUGGAGGUGACGGUUGCGGUGGCUCAGGCUCCAGUCAGGUGACGCUGACGCAUUUCUGUCUGUGCAACCGCCCACUGACCGGGCAGGAACUACAGAUGCCCCUUUUGCGUGGCAAACAGACUGAAGCGGGUUGCAAGGAGGGAAAAGCGACACUGCGCCCCGGGAAUUUUGCGGCCAAACUGCCACAGGAUCCGGGCGUUGACGCGGCUGCGGGGGAAAUGUUGCCAGUGCCCGCCAAGGGGGAAUUUGGCGCGGGAAACAGCACCACUGAUGUCAAUGGCUCUACUGUUUUAUUGUUCCCAAAAUGA
This is a messenger RNA of Trypanosoma cruzi, 1170 nucleotides long. RefSeq names its product trans-sialidase, putative. NCBI's taxonomy places the organism in Eukaryota, Euglenozoa, Kinetoplastea, Trypanosomatida, Trypanosomatidae. The coding region runs from base 1 to 1170 and encodes 389 amino acids. Gene Ontology annotation, molecular function: exo-alpha-sialidase activity. The record is from RefSeq and is a predicted model, not a curated record. The transcript has a single exon.